Molecule: messenger RNA, 873 nt
Organism: Dovyalis caffra
Lineage: Eukaryota; Viridiplantae; Streptophyta; Magnoliopsida; Malpighiales; Salicaceae
Source: the annotation of a GenBank genome assembly
AUGCAUUCCCUUCUCCCAUCCCUUGAAGAAUUGGAACUAGACACACUUCCACAAGUCGAUUCGUUUCCAAAAGGGCUUUUUCAAUCCGAGUUAAACUCGCCUUGCAUCCAAGAUUGUAUCAAACUCAACUUUUCACAUUCCAUUUUUGGCUUGGACGAUGACGUGGAGUCCUUCCCUGAGGACAAUUUGCUUCUGCCCUCCACUCUUACGUCCCUUGCAAUCCGCAAUCUGACAAAUCUGAAAUCUCUAGACUCCAAGGGGCUUCAACACCUCACCUCUCUUUGCAAUCUAAAGAUCCGUCAAUGUCCUCAACUUGAGUUCAUCCUGGAAGAGUCGCUGCCAUCCUCCAUUCAACACCUUGAAAUCUUGGAUGUGAAAGAUCUGGAAUACAAGGGGCUAUUGCACCUAACCUCUCUUCGCCAACUGAAGAUUCAGAGUUGUUCUAAGCCUGAGCCCAUCCCAGAAGAGUUGCUACCCUCCUCCCUUGAAGGCCUUGGAAUCUGGAAUCUGAAAGAUCUAGACUACAAGAGGCUUCAACACCUCACCUCUCUUCGCGAAUUGACGAUCGGCGGAUGUUCUAAGACUGAGUCUGUUCCAGAAGAAGGGCUGCCAUCCUCCCUAAAAUACCUUAAAAUCGAGAAUCUGGAAAAUCUGAAAUCUCUGAAUUACAUGGGGCUUCAGCACCUCAGCUCUAUUCGCCAUUUGGUGAUCUCACGGUGUCGUAAGCUCGAGUCCAUUCCAGAAGAGGGGCUGCCCUCCUCCCUUGAAUCUCUUCAAAUCUAUUUUUGCCCUUUGCUGGCAGAAUGGUGUAUGAGGGAGACGGAGGAAAAUUGGCCAAAGAUUGCUCACAUCCCCUAUAUCAUCAUUGCUUAG